Messenger RNA from Chelmon rostratus (copperband butterflyfish), 4590 nucleotides. RefSeq names its product protein phosphatase, Mg2+/Mn2+ dependent, 1F (gene ppm1f). Bases 156 to 1430 code for a protein of 424 amino acids. Gene Ontology annotation, cellular component: cytosol. Gene Ontology annotation, biological process: protein dephosphorylation; negative regulation of protein kinase activity. The transcript is spliced from 8 exons. NCBI's taxonomy places the organism in Eukaryota, Metazoa, Chordata, Actinopteri, Chaetodontiformes, Chaetodontidae. The record is from RefSeq and is a predicted model, not a curated record. Gene Ontology annotation, molecular function: cation binding; protein serine/threonine phosphatase activity.
CUCUGUUGUGUGUAGGCGUAACGUUACUAUGCUAAGAGACUGUCUAACUUAGCUAGCCUCAGCGUCAGAGGGAGAUUUGAAGCCCUUCCCAGUGUCUACCUGUGACCUGUGACCCCCUGUUCACCUGAGAGCUUACUGCAGCCGGAGUCAGCGGGAUGGAGGAGGAGGCCAGGUGCUUCCUGAGGAGGUUUGUGGAGGAGUUCCCAGCUGCCCUGGAGGAGGAUGGCCCGCUGCCCGUCAGCCCUCUGAGCCGCAAAGUCUCGCUGGAGGAGCUGCAUGGGGAGAGUCUGGAGCUGGGCCUGAGGCUGCUGGCCGCCAGGGGUGCUCCUGCAGGCCUCAGCGCCCUCCUGUGCCAAGCAGCGCUGUCCCAGUUACUGCAGAACGACCUUUCACCUUUCCACUGCCCCCAGGAAGUUGAGGUCAACCAGGAAGAAGAACAGCCAGUUGUCUUACUUGAGUCAGGGGCAGUCCAACGUCUCUUCCUUAACAAGCUGAUAGAUGUGGCACUGGCAUGGCAUCAAAACCUUCCCAAGCUCCCACCCGCCCCCUCUCGGUUCCUCUACUGCUCUGUUCACGCCAUCAAGAACACGAGGAGGAAGAUGGAGGACAAACACUUGGCCUUGCCUGAGUUCAACCAGCUCUUUGGAAUCCAGGACGGAGUAGAGCGUGCCUACUACGCUGUGUUUGACGGCCAUGGAGGGGUGGACGCUGCCACCUACGCUGCCACUCACCUCCACGUUGCUCUGAGUAAACAGGAGACGCUGAAGAGCGACGCAGCUGAAGCCUUUAAAACUGCCUUCAAACACACAGAUGACAUGUUCAAGGGCAAAGCCAAGAGAGAGCGUAUGCGGAGUGGCUCUACUGGUGUGGUGGUGCUGAUCCAGGGUCAGGAGCUGACUGUGGCCUGGCUGGGAGACUCCCAAGCAAUACUGGUCAGAAAGGGACAAGCUGUAACACUCAUGGACCCCCAUAAACCAGACAGAGAGGAUGAGAAACAGAGAAUUGAGGAUCUUGGUGGCUGUAUCACUUUCAUGGGUUGCUGGCGUGUUAAUGGAACCUAUGCUGUAUCCAGAGCUAUAGGUGACUUUGACCAGAAGCCAUAUGUGUCUGGAGAUGCCGACUGCUCAACAACCCAUCUGCUCGGGGACGAAGACUACAUACUUCUGGCAUGUGAUGGCUUCUUUGAUGCAGUCAAAUCUUCAGAGGUCCCACAACUAGUCCUGGAUGCACUCCAACAGCCAAGUGACCCCGAGGGUGGGACCGACGCUCCGCUGGAACAGUCUGAGGAUGCUGUUGGACUAAGAGUCGCUCAAAAAUUGGUAGGUCAUGCUAAGGCAGCCGGUUCUACUGAUAACAUAACAGUUAUUCUGGUGUUCCUGCGUCCGCCUGAGCAGCUGCUGGCUCAGGACUCCACGACUGGAACUGUAUAAGCUACUCCGGACUCCUCUUCCUAAGAUGCACCACAGCAGUGAAGAAGGAGGUCUGCUGCUCAGACACCACUGUGCCAAGCUACUGCCUGACUCAGCAUUUCUCAGCCUAUUUUUGUCCCCAGGUGCUGUCAGACAUCAUUUGAUGCAAACAAAACACCGUGUCAUCACACAGUGUCACUGCUUUAGAGGAAAAGUAUUGAUCCGACUGUAUUUCGACCAGAUCGUUUGAAAAGGUCUGCUAGAUGAUGCAGGGCCAAAUUAAGCCACUAGGGUUCCCAGGGCAAAAGUGAGCUGUGGGCCCCUAGUUAGACCUCAACACGUUACCCCAACCCAGAAACCAACCAGCAUUCUUACACUGGAAUACUGCCUGCUCCAGGCUUAACAUUAACAUUUACAUGAACUUCUGCUUUUAAGGAUAUGCACCAUGUGACCAUCAUAUCAGCUUUUUGUGCCUGUCUUUGAAAAAAUAUGAUGUGUGCAAAAAAAUAUGAUGUUCUGGUUUUAACCUCAGUGUUGAUCAUAUCAUGUGACAUUAACUUGUUUAAAAGGGCUUCGUGUUUUUGUGGGAAGUACAGUUUCCGUUAUUUUCUCUUUCAAAAGAAAUAAUGCUAACAUAAGCGUUGCAAAUAUUUAAACUUUGUUUAAAGCAAAGAAAGGCCGUAAUGAUUUAAAUUUUACAGAUUUUAUCACUACUGAAUACAUAAUGUUGAAAUUUAAACAUUACUAAAUUUGUAGCACUGAAAUAUUUAACCUUCUACUUUAAUGCUUCACUUGGUUCAAGACAAGUAUGAAGAUGAGGACAAAUUAAUGUGUUAAACAAACAUAAAACUAUCUCAGGUGACGUUGGCUGGAGGUGCUGGAGCGUAAACGUUCCCAAAGCCGGUGAAUAUCUGGACAGAGCUGCUGAGGUUAGCCUAAACUCUGCUCUUGGCUCUCGAGGCUAUUGCUAGGCUAGUUGAGGUAGAAAGCCAGUUAGUUAAACAUGUUAAUUUUGCCAAUGUUUGAGCAGAUAAACAUUACGUUUCAUUCAAUUCUGGUUGUGUGUAUGUGAGAACACUUUCUCCUCACACCAACAGGAAAUCCACAGACCAUCACUUCUGUUACACUGGGGUGGGGGUGCAUUGCUGUAGAACCCCUUGUCCAGCUUUUCUUCUUCAGAUUCCCUCAGUGUGGGUUCCAAGGCCUUAAAUCUUAUGGCUACAUCAAGGACCAAAGCCUUGGUACCUCUCACUAUAAACAAGUCUAGGACCACCACCUUGCCCUCUCUUGUGCUUCUGUUUCUCCUUUCUCUUGACAUUGUCCAGCCCUUGUCUUCAUUAACUCUUGUUAUGAUUCUCCAUGCCAUUUAGUUCAGAGCCUCACAUUUCCCAAAAAAAUGCAAGUUUUCCCGACCAUUGUUACAAAGCCGACAUUGCAGCUUUUCCAUCUGGCCCUAUCGCCAGGUUGAAGAGUUCAGGGGACAAGGCACCCCCCUGUUUGGCUCUCUUCGCAGCCAAAUCACAGUUUCACUCCUUUUCAUCUGUACUCUUGUAGUCUGCGAUGAGUUCCAGUGUCUCUUCUAUUGAGCACUUCAAGAAAGUGUUUAUUGGACAUGGUAUCUAAAGCCGUAGCAAAAUCAUUGAAUGAAUACCAUGUUUGCUUUUUUCUUUUGCUCCAUUUGCUUACCCUCUCUCUCUCAGAGCAACCUGGGUAUUCAGUGACCCCCCUCUGUUGCUCGUGCAUCUGACAAACUUCAAGUCUUCCAGUGAUGCAUAUCAGCCAACUUCCUUUUAUCAUUCACCGUAACAGUCAGUGUUGUCCAUGUGCAACUCUUUGGAAGAUUUCCACAUUGCAGGAUUGCAUCAUACAAGUCGGGCAGAUUGACACCCUUUGGGUCCCGUUGACGGAGAUCAUUUUGUCUGACACUGUCAGCUCCCGGGGCACUGGCCUGCUUUGUCGUUUUCAGUGCUUUAUUGAAUUGAACAAGUUGGCCAACUUGGGCAGUAGAAAGUGCCUGUUUCUGCUUCAUUUUGGGGGGCUAAUUGACCAAACCCCUUAAAUUUGCCCUCCACUUCCUAUAUAUCCUGUUUAGCAAUUUGUGAAAAUUUAGGAUCCAGCUGGAAAGUCCUCCUCUCCAUAGAGAGUCCGCCCGGCCACACUUGCCCUAUUCUACUGUACAUUGUCCGUGUGAUCUUGUACCAGUAAUUCUUUGCCUGUUUGAGACCUUCAAUUGUUGUAGCAACGGCCACCCAGUGUGCUCCAAGUGCCUUUGGUCUUUCGACAACUCAAGCAGACUUUCACAUUUUUGACCAGCAGUCGCAGGGGGAGCAGGACCCUGGAAGUCCUCAGCUGUGUUCAGGCAACGAGGGAUUUAACUACUGCUUUGCUUGACCAUUACUCUUCUGUCUGAUCUGUGUGUUUUAGAAUCAUCUCAUGAAUCAUCAUGAGAGAGAUUUUGAGUGUUCAAUAUUCAGUAGUGAUUAAAUCUCACAAAUAGCUUCAAUGGCUUAUAAGAUAAAUGUAAGAUACAUCUCUCCAGCUUUUCUUUGCUUCCAUAGUUUCUGUGUUGGAAUGAAAAGGUUGCCUUCUCUCGACCUCUCUACUGUUAUGACAAGUCUGUUACCUUUUUUGGUCUUAAUGCUCAGUGUUACAGUUUUUUUGUUUUUGUCAAGCUUUAGUUCUCAUCCAUUACAUCUCAUCCAUAUGUUCUCUAUGCAUCAUCAGUAUUAAAUGGAGUUUUUGGAUUGCACUCUGUGUCUUUGAGCUCAUGGAUGCAAAAAAUCUCAUUUUCUCAUGUUCUGCAGUAGGAUUGGACUUACCAUGAUAUCAUUAGUGUGCAUUCAUUGAAAUGAUUUCUCCCAAGCAGCUGUAACUGUGCCUUUACCAGCUGUGACUCAGUGAAAUGCCUCGGAAAUCUCUCACUGUGUGCUGUGGGUCGCUUUAGUGGUUCUUGAGGAAACUGAAUUCUGAACGCUGUAAUUGUGACCCACUGUAGUAAAAAGUUGUUGAUGGACUGUUUUUUCAUCUCUGGAAUACAGGGCCUGCUAUUUGUGAGCUUCAUCCAGGAAGAACUAAAUGACACAAGGAUCAGGGAGAGGCAACAGUACAGUCAGUAUUUUAGUUUUGAAGUAGUGUUAGUGUGCCAAAACCACUUACAUAUGCACCACACUGACAUAAGGGA